AUGGAUAAUAGUGGUGUGUUAUGCGAAAUUUCACCCGUGUUUCGUCCUUAUAUCCAAAAUUUAUACCGUGAUUCACAAUUAGGAUUAUGUAAAGCUAAGGUUGACUUAGAGAGAAUUAGUGGAAAUUGUGAUGGAGCUGAAACUCAAUUUCGACUAGUUUUGCCAUACUGUUCUAAAAAAUUGAAAUGGGAAGUCAUUUUUGAUUCCUCUAUACCUUGGUUUGCUCCAGAUUUUCGAUUUGACGAUGACAGCUUUCUAAAUAACCCAGAUGAAAAUUUUUUCUUGCAAAAUGUCCCUAGUCUGACUAAUUGGAAUGGAAAUGAUCCCAAAGCUUUGGGAGAUGUUAUUACUGAGUUUGUCAAACUGUACAAGACACACCAGAUUAAAAAAUUGAAUGAUGAUGAGAGCUCUCGUGCUGCCUUUGAAUACAGUGCUCUAUUAGGUAAUGCAUUUAUUUCUGAAAAAGAUGUUGAAGUUUGGGUUGGAGGGCAUAUAGCUGAAUUUUUAAUAAAACUCAAAGUAGAUACAUCAAGAUUACCAGAGUUGUAUAAUGAUGAAGGAACUGACAAUAACCCUGGUAUUGAUACAGCUUUGUUACUUGUUCGAUUUCCAAAUUCUACAAAUGCAGAACUUAUGUUAUCACCGUUUUUAACAAAAUGUCUUGGAAAUAUAUCAUUACCAUUAAUGCACCAGUCUGGAGUACUUAUGGAUUACGUACCAAUGGUUACAGACCUAUUAAACAAUAAAAUUCAAGACCUACUUAAUAAUGACAAGUUAAAGAGAGAGCUAUUAGCACAAAUGAUUGUCAAGUAUGAAGGUGCUGUCUUGGAACAUGACGCAAACAGUGCCGCCUUUCUAUUCGAAGUCAAUGACUUUCAUUGGAUUUUGCAAAUUGACAUAGGUUUGAAAUUUCCAGAAAAGCCACCAGUUUUGACUCUACGAUCUGUUUAUCACAGCAGUAAAGGUAAACCAAAGUUCAAAGUUUUAUCUGCUUGCCCGUACAAUAAUUUCGAAGGCUACAUCGAACAGCAAAUUGACGUUUUUAAAAAUGAAUGUAAAGGUGUUACAGGAGGCAAUCAUAAUUUGUUGAAUUUGGAUAAU
This is a messenger RNA of Iphiclides podalirius (scarce swallowtail), 1101 nucleotides long. The record is from the annotation of a GenBank genome assembly. Lineage: Eukaryota; Metazoa; Arthropoda; Insecta; Lepidoptera; Papilionidae.